UGUCAUAGCUUCAUCUAGAUUCUAGUCUCUUACGUAUGCCAGUCUUGCCCUAGUAUCUGCAGUGUUUUACCUCAUAGUGCCUGUUUUUAUCUUUUUAUCGUAACUAUCCGCACAGAAGCGAAUCUUACAAAUAUACUUAUACGUAACUAUAUAAGCUUGCUUCAACUACGAGAGUUCGUCGAAGCCUACAGCGAAGGGCGAUAAAGACAAUAGCCAGCUGAAUAUCAUGGAUGCUGUAGCGAUGCACCGGCCGCAAUCCGCUUCCACUCGCCAGGAUGAGGAGCUCAUGCAGAAGAGCACCAGGGCGUUGGCGAAUACAACAGAUCCCCUGGAGAAGUUGCGGCUGCUCUGCUUGUCAAGGGGGGCUGUCGGGAUCUUGGGGCUGGGGAGAGUAUUCCGUAGAAUGGACGACGAUGGCAGCAAGCAGCUCAACAAAGAGGAGUUUAUCAAUGGCCUCAAAGAAACUGGCCUCGAACUGAGCAAAGCGGAUGCAGAAAAUUUGUUCAACCAAUUUGAUACGGAUAAGAGCGGAUCCAUCAGUCUUGAUGAGUUUCUCGUCCAUAUUCGGCCGCCAAUGUCGGAAUCUCGUCGCGCGAUAGUGGAACAGGCGUUCAAGAAACUGGACAAAACUGGUGAUGGAGUGAUCACCAUCGAUGAUAUACGCAAUGUGUAUGCUGUUAAAUCGAAUCCAAGAUACAUGAGCGGCGAAGAGACCGCAGACCAGGUUCUGAAUAAGUUCCUCGCUAAUUUCGAAACGGAGGGAUCCAUCGAUGGAAAGGUGACCCUCGAGGAGUUUAUGAACUAUUACAGCGGGAUCAGCGUCUCCAUAGACAAUGAUUGCUAUUUCGAUUUAAUGAUGCGUCAAGCUUACAAGCUGUAAGCGAGAACAUAUAUCCGUCCUUCUCUCACACCUCAAUAUCCCUAACACGUUUCAUGUAAAAGAGAGAUAGAUAUAUUAUGGCUUGUUUCGACUCAUGCGCAAUUUGAAGGUGCAAAUUUAGUAACAUUUUUUGUCGCAUUUAAAUUAAGAAAACGGGUUAAACAAGCGUACUAUCCUUGCACUGUUUAUAUAUUAUUAUAUUAUUAUAAAAAAAUAUUAAAAGAUUUAUUAAAUUAUUAUUGCGUGAUUAUUUUAAUAAAUGGUUAAAAAUU
Molecule: messenger RNA, 1152 nt
Organism: Colias croceus (clouded yellow)
Lineage: Eukaryota; Metazoa; Arthropoda; Insecta; Lepidoptera; Pieridae
Product: calcyphosin-like protein
Exons: 8
Coding region: 227-880 (217 amino acids)
Molecular function (GO): calcium ion binding
Source: RefSeq, a predicted model, not a curated record